Molecule: messenger RNA, 6171 nt
Organism: Gopherus evgoodei (Goodes thornscrub tortoise)
Lineage: Eukaryota; Metazoa; Chordata; Testudines; Testudinidae
Gene: PSTPIP1
Product: proline-serine-threonine phosphatase interacting protein 1
Exons: 15
Coding region: 296-1549 (417 amino acids)
Biological process (GO): actin filament polymerization
Cellular component (GO): actin filament; plasma membrane; cytoplasm
Molecular function (GO): actin filament binding
Source: RefSeq, a predicted model, not a curated record
CAUUUGACAUCCCUCUGCUUCCUCAUUUCAAUAUUAACUGUUUACCAGAAGAGAAACAGGUUUGGGGCUAGGGGUUUUUUUUUUUUCGGUUAGUGAGUUUUUUUUCUCUUCACAGUAGCAGAUGGAGCUUCCUCAAACUGCCCAGUGCUGUUUUUUAUUUUAAGAGAGACAGGACUAUAGAAGUGUUUCACUUUCUGCUCUAGCUGGUGUAUUGCAACAGCAGCAAAGCCGAGUGCCGCUGCUACUCUGCAAACCUGUUAAAGGAUUUUCCCCCCCCCUCGAUAAAUCAAUAGGCAUGACACAGCUGCAGUUCAAAGAUGCAUUUUGGUGCAAGGAAUUCACUGUCCACUCUGGCUAUGAGGUUCUUCUCCAGCGAAUGUUGGAUGGGAGAAAGAUGGCAAAAGAUGUGGAGGACUUGCUCAAACAGAGGGCACAAGCAGAAGAGAGAUAUGGGAAAGAGCUGGUUCAAAUUGCUCGAAAAGCAGGAGGACAAACCGAAAUCAACACUCUGAAGGCAGCAUUCGAGGUCCUAAAGCAACAAAUUGAAAAUGUUGGAAACUCUCAUAUCCAGCUGGCAUUGAUGCUGAAGGAUGAACUGAAAGGAAUAGAGGAGUUCAGAGAAAGACAGAAGGAGCAACGAAAAAAGUACGAGUCUGCAAUGGAUCGUGCGCAAAAGAGCAAGGUGUCCCUUUAUAAGAAAACUAUGGAGUCAAAGAAGACCUACGAGCAGAAGUGCAGGGAUGCAGAUGAGGCUGAGCAGGCCUUCGAGAGGAUAAGCGCUUCAGGCAACCAAAAGCAAACAGAAAAGAGUCAGAACAAAGCCAAGCAAUGCAAAGACACAGCAAAUGAAGCAGAAAGGGUAUACAAGCAGUAUAUAGAACAGCUGGAUAAGGCCAGAAUAGAGUGGGAGAAGGAACAUAUCAGCACCUGUGAGGCCUUUCAGCUCCAGGAAUGUGAUCGUAUCACCAUCCUCCGUAACUCCCUUUGGGUUCACUGUAACCAGCUGUCCAUGCAGUGUGUGAAGGAUGAUGAGAUGUAUGAAGAGGUUCGAGUGAGCUUGGAGAACUGUAACAUAGAAUCAGACAUGGAUUACUUCAUUAAGAAUAAAAUGACAGGAACAGAUCCACCAGUUCCAAUAGGAUAUGAGAAUUAUUAUGCCAGAGAAUCUCCUAGAUGUAGUAACAGCCCAAUCCAGUCUUGUGGGAUGAUGAAAAGAUUCUCCGGAUUAUUACAUGGAAGUAGCAGAAACUCCAGUGAAACCAUCAUUCCCACAGCCCCUCCAAUAGACGAGAAAGUGGAUGGAGUCUACGCCGCUAUUAAUGUGGGUGAACAAGCAGCAACCACACCAUCCCAGGACUACAGAGUGCUCUACGACUAUACAGCCCAGAACACCGAUGAACUGGACAUCAGUGCAGGAGACAUCAUAACAAUCAUCGCAGAAGGCGAGGAUGGCUGGUGGACAGCAGAAAGGAAUGGUCAACAAGGAUUUGUACCAGGGUCUUACCUCGAAAAGCUUUUACAAAAAGAUACAUCUGCUUUAAGACCUUAAAAAUACCUUAUUCUCUAAAAUGGCACACAUAAUCAGCCAGUGUUGACCAAGAGGAGGCCAUAUCAUUGUCUUCUACAAAUUGUCCAUGCCUUUUUCUUCAGGCCUCCCUCCCCACAUUGGAGUCUUCCCAGAGACACUACAGGUGUUCCCCUCUUACAAAGGCUUUUAUCCCUUUGACUGUUCCAUCAACAUUGCAUUGAAUACAUUCCCUCAGCACCUCAAAGUUAUGACAAGUAUGGAAAAAACAAAUUUCUCUGCACACAAAAAAAAAAUUGCUUACAAAAAUGGAAGAUAAGAAGUGUCCCUCAGUAAAUCUGUAUCACCUCCUGACAGGCUUGAAGACACUCUUGUGCUAACAGUCAUAUUCUCUACCAAUUAAUUAUCUUUCUUUAUCUGCAUAAGUAGCAUAGGCAUCUUUGACAGUGGUGUGGGUAUGCUGUGCUCAGGAUGAAGACAUACCAGGGUCUAAGCUAUACGACGAGUCAGAAGUUCAUGUAGUCCCUCUCCCCAUCCCCAAAUGCAUGAAUGGGAGAAAUGGGUAAGGAUUCCCCACCUAUUUUAUCAUCAGAGCGACUAGGACAAAUCAUAAAGACGAAACGCUGCUUUAAAGAACAUUAGAAAGGAUUGUGACAUGCAUUGAGCUAAAUAAGAAAGUGUAAGCCCUUCCACCCCACCACCAACUCCUCCUGCUAUAAAACCCCAAGUCCUCUAUUGCUCCAUCCUGGUGUGGAAUCCAAAGGCAAAGAGAUCAGGAUAGAGCCCAAUCCUGAUCUUUGUUGGAAGUUGCCUUUUUUAAUGGCUUGUGUCAUAACCUUAAUAUGAUUUGUCAUGUUUAAAAAUAAGCUAAGUAAAGGCUUUCACUAGAGCUGUAUUACCCAGACUGACCUGUUGUGAACUAAUCAGGGAGCUGCCAAUCUCUUGGUAACCUUACAUGUAAUUGGCCUAUAUGUUACCUGAUUUAAUCUCCACCCUUCCAUCUCCCAGCCUACACGAUUUUCUCCUGACCCCUUUCAGAUGCCCCUCCCCUAUGAUUUCCCAAUUAUCCCGAUAGCCCUCCUGCAGUGUCUGCAUCUCUGAGAUCAUUGUCCUGGGUCUGUCCAGGUUCCUUUUCCCUGCCUCACACUUUAUGAAAGUUCUCAUAAGCAGAGCUGGCUAUUUUGUACACCAUAGAAUAGGAAUGCUGUGGAGAAAUUGGUCUAUCAGGUGACUAGUAUUUAGAAAUACUUCCAAAAUCCACAGUAUUUACCCAAUAGAGACCAUAAGAUUCUCCUUCAGUAAUUAGUGACGCAAUACAAACCUUCAAGGAUUUGCUUGGGGAAAAAUAACUGCUUCCUAGGGACAGAAUGAACUAACUGCCAAAAUUUCAGAUUUUAAAAUCUAAUCAAAAAAAGUCAAUUUAAAGCACAAAUAAUCACCAUUAACAGGUAAAUCUUUUAAGUGAGGAGGCAUUGUGGGUGUGGAGUGAGGAUUUUAAAGCCAGAGAAAAAUCUAUAAGGACUGGUCCAGCAUUUUAGUCAACAGGAUUGUAGCAUGUUAAUGAAUUAGAGUCAAUCCAUAGAAACCCAUAGCAGAUGUUAUUCAGUUUUGUGCUGAGAAACCAAGUAGUGCAGCCCUUUUGGGGAUCCUCUCUUGCAAACACAUUCCUCCUCACUUGUCACCCCUUGCACUUCCCCCUCUGAGGAAGGCUUCUCUACAAUUCAGCCCCCGGCUCCUAGAGCUGGUACACAGUAUGUCUAGAAGUGCCUUGAAUAGGCGCUUACAGUUUCAUUUUAACAUAGAAACCAAAGAGAUGAAGUGAUGGGCUGUUUCCCAGGGCUGGCUGUGCAAAGGCAGAGCAUGAGUGACUAUGACAACUUCUCUGUGGGGCAGGGAUUAUCUUUCUUCUGCUUGUCCCUGGAUCAGGGCUUCUAAGUGCUACCACAGUAUAAAUGGUAACAAUAAAGUGCUCUUUACAGCUUGCCAAUGCCCGGGACAGCCUUGUGUGGCCAGAUCUGAAUUUUAUAACCCAAGAAUCAUGGAGAGCAAUAGGCCACAACUAGGGCCUGUACCGUAUGCCAGUUGACACCUGCAAUGUGGUCAGUCAAACAAUUGUGUGGUAACCAUCUUGAAAUGAAACCUAAAGUAUGAGUGAUUUUAGAUACUUAUCUCCUUUAACAGCAAGUCUUUCAGCCAGAAUUGAUGCAGGCAGACAUUUUGUAGAUGAUUUCAAUUUAAAAAAAAAAAUUUCCUUAAAGAUCUUGUCUGAUCCGUAAAUAAGUAACACAGGUAUUCAGUUAAGACCACAUUCAUCUUAGGGCUCAGAGGGUUUCACCAAGCAUUGGAGCACGCCUCCUGGUUACCACAUUGUCCACAGAAUCUCUUGCUAUGGGUAAGGUAUUACUUGCAUCUCCAAUCAUGAGGUCAUUACCAGUUUUGUGAGGACUGCUAUUCUCAGGCUCUUCUGGCCAUCCCAUAAAAGCAUUUUAUACUUUGCAAUCCCCACCAGUCAUUCCUUGAUUAAGUGACAUAACCCCUUCAGUCUAUAAUGUAGGUAGUUAUAAUCUACCCAUCACUACAGUAUCUGGGCAUUGGGUGCUAAUUUGGGAUAGUUCUGUAGGUGGAAAGGUAAUUGCAAUGGUCUCAUGAUUUAUCUUCCCUUCUUUAGAGAGAAGGGCUUGGUUGAUAGCUGCUUACAAAAAAUAUUUGUAACUAUACAGUUCACCCCAUCAACCUUGGUAGCACGUGUCAGAAAUAGAACACUGAUAAACCAGUCAAAAUACCCCAGCCCCCUGAGCACAUGCAGUUUCUAAGAGUCACCCACAUCUGUAGAAUGGCCAAAAUUCGAGGUGCUGCAUUGGGCUGGAGACAGAGUCUCACUAGAGCUGUGCAGAGCUUUCACAGCAAACCAAACGUACAGCAAAAGGGAUGUUUCACAUUUGGUUGUAAGACGGCAUAGUACCCUAUUUUCAGGGAAGAGAAAGGAAUGGGCCUCAGUAAAAGACACAUUUAAUGUUUUGACCAGUUUAAAAGCUUUUCAGAAAAGAAGUUUGUCCCAAAAGAGGAGCAAGCUGUAUCAAAAAACGAUGUCCCCUCCCCUCAAAAAACCUCUUUGCUUGACAAAAAUAAAAGGGAGAAAAGAAUAAUAAUAAUAAGAAGAAGAAGAAGAAAUUAACAGUGUAUAUAAAAACACACGUUCAUUUAGGCACAAAGUAACACUGACUUUUUCAGUUGGGAAACAGUCAAUGAGUAAGAAAGUGGAGAAAAUCCUAUCUUCUGCUAAUUUAAUUCUCCCCCUCCCCCCAUUUUUUCCAGGUGGAGGGGGAAGUAAAGUAUUUUUUCACACAACUGUUUUCCUAAAAGAAAACUUUAUUUCCCUGAUGGGAAAAUUUCAAAAGGGGAUUGUCCCUGCAAAAAUUCCUGCAGGUAAACUGGCCAUCUUUGUUAAUCAUCACCUUUUCUCUGAUUGUUAAACUUUAAAGCAUCUUGUUUAACUGUUCUGGACUGUAAAAUUUCCGGUUUCACCUGGACAGCAUCACGGUUUAGUAAGCCAGCUCCCACCAACCAGAAAUGCCAAAAUGACAACUAUUGACAAAGCUGUAUAGUUUCAGAGCAAACUUUUGUUUCAUGGGACACUUGCAGAAAGCUGCACAUUUCAUCGUGUAAGCUGUGUGGCUGGGACUGAAUGGAGUUCUCCUUUCACAUGCAUGAAUCUGUUCUCAUAGGUGCAGGCUUAGAAAUACUCAACACUCAUGCUUUUGUCCACAGCUUCGUAAGUGAGAAACUGCCAAUAGCACCACCGCAGCCUGUAGUAUAAUUAAAGGGCAGGUACGCAAUAAAUGUACUGAGCUGAGUUAGACUGUGCUCUGGAGGGUGGGGUUCUGUUUGCACAAUAGACUAUUAUUCAUUUUCUGGCUGGGCAUUCUCACACCUGUAACUAUUAACCAUAGAUAUCCUGACCGGGCCCUAAGAAACCUGCAGGCAUCUCCAAUCCACCCAGCUGACAGUGUCCCAAAGGGAUAGGAAAUACCAGGACACCACAAUACACAGGAGCCCAAUUGUAGCUCCUGGAUUUAGUUGAUUUUUGGUUCUGAAUUUAAGUUUUGGCAAAUAGCCCUAUUUAGGGCACUUCCCCUGACAGCCUGUUGAGUCUCUCCUCUGAGCACUUCCAAGCUAGCCAUGAAGGUGUUGUCUUUACUACAAAGACAAGGUAUAUUCUUCAUUUAAGGUAACUAUCACAUGGUAAAAUCCUAGUGAAAACAAAGCCAGGUGUAGUUUUCAUACAAGUUAGCAGGCAGCAGUAACCUGAAGGUUCCCCCAUACUCUUCAACUUGGGCUUUGUCUUCACUUUGCCAAAAGCAUAUUUACACAACGGGAUCACUGCUGCAUACUAUCUCCAUCACUGUAAAAUCCUACUGGAGACCGGCGACAGUAGUUUUGACAGUGAUGUAGCUAAGCAAGCUCAGUCAUGGGUAGGGAUAUAAUUUUGACCUCUUCCAGCUACCUUGUGGUAAAACAUGCUGUGCCUUGUCUCCAGCAGGAUUUUACAGUGAGAUAACUACAAUGUGACCACACAAUCACUCUGUGUAGAUUUCACAGUGUUUCCAGGAAAAGUCUCUCACUCAAGCUAGGUUAAUUCCUGCAGC